UUUAAUCGUUUUGUACCGUCUCCUUCCUCGUGAUCUUCUAAACAAAAAAGCCCCUUGUAUUUCUGUUUUACAAUUUCACGACUCGUGUGAUCACUUACUCAAGAAUUUGUGUUUUUCUUCAUUCAUUUUUAAAGGUUUCAGAGAAUUAAUGCACUGUUCUACCAAUUAGCCUUCAAUUAUGGAGCAAUAUAUGGAAGCGUUCACACUCUUUGAUCACAUUCAACAAAACGAUUUCUCAUAUAGAAAGCACAAGAAGCAAAAGGAAGAGGACAUUGCUAUAUGUGAUUGUAGAUUUGAUAUUAGUGAUCCUGAUAGCGCGUGCGGCGAGAGUUGCUUGAAUGUUUUAACCAGCACUGAGUGUACCCCUGGUUAUUGUAGUUGCAGUGCCUUCUGCAAGAAUCAGAAAUUUCAGAAAUGUGAUUAUGCUAAAACGAAAUUUUUCAAAACUGAAGGCCGUGGGUGGGGUCUUCUUGCUGACGAGUACAUACCGGCUGGACAGUUCAUUAUUGAGUACUGUGGAGAAGUAAUAUCAUGGAAAGAAGCAAGACGAAGAUCUCAUGCUUAUGAACGUCAAGGUCUUAAAGAUGCAUAUAUCAUUUCACUAAACUCCCUUGAAUCCAUCGAUGCCACUAGAAAGGGUAGUCUAGCUAGAUUUAUAAAUCAUUCAUGCCAGCCUAAUUGCGAGACAAGAAAGUGGAAUGUUUUGGGAGAAAUAAGAGUUGGAAUAUUUGCAAAACAGGAUAUUUCCAUUGGAACUGAACUGGCAUAUGAUUAUAACUUUGAGUGGUAUGGUGGUGCCAAGGUUCGCUGCCUCUGUGGUGCAGCCAGCUGUUCCGGAUUCCUUGGGGCAAAAUCUCGUGGUUUUCAGGAGGACACUUACCUCUGGGAAGAUGACGAUGACAGAUACUCUGUCGAAAAGAUUCCACUCUAUGAUUCUGCAGAAGAUGAGCCUUCCUCUAAGUUAAUGAAAAUUGCAAACUCCAGUUUUGAGUAUAAUAUCAGUAGGACCAUUGACUACACUGCAGUUACAAACUUGAACGUGGAAUCUGCACACCAUGAUGAAUCUGCUGACACUACCAUGAAGCCACUUGAUUCAGUUCCAGCAGAAGUUGCAAUUAUGAUUCCAGUAAAAGUUGAGGCAAGUGAAGAGAUGAGUUUAUAUUCUCAUGAUCCUCAACAGACCUUAGUACAAAAGGGUGCAGUGAUCUCUCUAGCUGGAGAUGGUAGUGCAAGUGGGAAUUACCACAUAGCACGAGGCCCGAUACCAAAGAAACGUUUAAAGAAUCAUUCUAAUGGAAAGUUGAAAAAUCUACCACAAAAGCAAGUUGAUGCAAAACAUGUUGUGAAACUCUUAGCAUUAAAAGAAGCACAAGAUGAAGUUCUGUCUUGCGAGGAUACAAAGAAUGAGGCAGCCUCCGAGCUUUCUUCCCUGUACAAUGAAAUACGGCCUGCAAUUGAGGAGCACGAAAGGGAUAACCAGGAUAAUGUAGCUACAAGUGUAGCUGAGAAGUGGAUAGAAGUAUGCUGCCUGAAAUUGAAGGCAGAAUUUGACCUCUAUUCCUCCAUUAUCAAAAACAUCGCAUGCACUCCUCGACGGGCACCUGAACAAGCACUACCUUCUCCAAUCGAGGGAAAUGAUAAUGAGGUGAAAUACCUGGGAUUUUAAACAUUCUCCAUUUCAUAAUUUGUUGAAACCAUAAUAUUUUCUGCCCUCUAAAGUCUUGCUCAUAGAAACUCGGAUGUACUAAUGCUCGAGCAUUCUACGCUUGUUCUAGUUAUUAUAUUUACUAGCUUCAUUGAGUAGCAUGCCACAUUGCCAUGCGUCGGUCACUUGUUAGUUUUUGGCCUACUUUAUAUAAUAGAUUUGAGCUAAGAUACACAAUUGGUUUCAGUUAACUUAGAGAGAGUAAGAUCAGAGGGGUGCAGAAAGGAAUCUGAAAAUGUAAGUGUAAUAUUUACAAAACAAGAGAGUUUCAAUUUCAUUGUCAAUUCAAGCUGUA
Mercurialis annua (annual mercury) is the source of this 2000-nucleotide messenger RNA. RefSeq names its product histone-lysine N-methyltransferase ASHH1. Lineage: Eukaryota; Viridiplantae; Streptophyta; Magnoliopsida; Malpighiales; Euphorbiaceae. The transcript has 10 exons. Gene Ontology annotation, molecular function: histone H3K36 methyltransferase activity; protein binding. The coding region runs from base 179 to 1666 and encodes 495 amino acids. Gene Ontology annotation, cellular component: chromatin; nucleus. Gene Ontology annotation, biological process: regulation of DNA-templated transcription. The record is from RefSeq and is a predicted model, not a curated record.